Messenger RNA from Bolinopsis microptera, 1328 nucleotides. Its product is annotated as piRNA biogenesis protein EXD1-like. The coding region runs from base 50 to 982 and encodes 310 amino acids. The transcript has a single exon. NCBI's taxonomy places the organism in Eukaryota, Metazoa, Ctenophora, Tentaculata, Lobata, Bolinopsidae. The record is from RefSeq and is a predicted model, not a curated record. Gene Ontology annotation, biological process: piRNA processing. Gene Ontology annotation, cellular component: PET complex. Gene Ontology annotation, molecular function: nucleic acid binding; 3'-5' exonuclease activity.
GAGUUGUACCCAUUUGUAUUUCAUCUGGCAAUCUGAUAAAUCGUUACACAUGCCUGACAGGAUGAUACAUGUAUUGGAUUCUGCAUCUCUAUUUCAAGAAGCAUGUUUAAAGCUUACUGAAGAUAAAAUAUUAGCUGUGGACUGCGAGGGGUUAAAUCUGGGACGAAAUGGAACUUUGGACAUCAUCUCUGUAUUUAGUACUUCUCGACUAGAGCUAUUCCUCUUUGACAUCACAUCAGUUGGGAGCCAAGGUUUUGACAAUGGUCUAAGAGAUCUUUUCGAGAACCCUUUGAUAACUAAGUUAAUGUUUGAUUGUAGGCAAGAUACUGAUGCGCUAUACCACAUUUUCGGGGUUAAUAUCGAUGGUUUGGUUGAUGUUCAGCUGAUGGAUGUUUUUCAUUCUCUGAACAAGCAGCCAAAAGAUAGACUACCUGCACGUUCAGCACCAAACUAUUGGUCGGAAGUUGACAAAAGCAUCACACGUGUUAGAGGUCUAGGAGCUUGCAUUCAGACUAUCCUAGGCAAUGAAGAUGUCCAAACUGAAAAAAGAAAUGUUCAGGUGAUGAUGCAGAGCCAACCUCAAAAUAUUUGGUGCAUUCGGCCACUUCCCAAAACGCUGGCAGACUAUUGCCUUGAAGAUGUUAAGUAUCUGUUCGAUCUAUAUUACAUGUACAUGAGCUAUGGGGUUUGCAUCGAGAAAGUCAAAAGUGCAUCAAUUCGAUAUAGAGACUACAUUAAAGCCAUCCCCAAGACUGACAAUAUUAGCAAGUUCGUGUGUGGACACAACCUACUUCCACACAACAUUUUGGAAGUUGAACCUUACCUUGGUCAGGGAACUCAGUGCAAAGGAUGCUUCAAACGAUUUAAUGCUCGUGAAUUCAAAAAAGACCUGGGUAGUAGCAAGAGGUUUUGCCGUGUGUGCCGCAAACUUGAUUCUAGACCAAAAAGCAACCACAGGCAUCGGCCAUGCAAUGGGUCGUGAAGUUUUUUAGCCUAAAUUUAUUGUAUUUUAACAUCCUGUGUGGAUAAUUUGUAUCCUAUCACAUUUUUAUACAAUUGAUAAUAAGCUUCUAUAAGCGAUUAUUUAUAUUUUAUAUAUUAUUAUAUAACAAUUAUUUAAAUUGUCGUCAUUAAUUGCUUGUUUUGAAAUAUCGUGCAUUAGAUUGCUAUUCUAUGAGUUGAGUACUAUUCGACGUAGAGAUCAACGGAUACAACGAUCAACUUGUAUUUUUAACUAUUUUAUUACAUGUUUGUACAAUUGAUAAAUUAUUUAAUAAUCUACACUUUAAAAUCACACUUUUAUAUACUUCUGUUACCUUGCAAUGUUG